CACCCAGCCGCACACACCCGCGCGGUCCCUGCCCAAAAAAAGCACAGCCUCCAGAGCUCCGGCUCACUCCUUCGCAGCUCCUGGGGAAGAAGCUCUGGAGCCGGGCGCACCGAAGGCGACCUCUCCGCCUCCCACCAGUAUCCCUGCAGAGGGACUCACCCGAGGCGGGGCCGCGUGGGGCUCCAAAGAGAACAAUGAUAAAAGAAGUUAAUUUCCCUGGAUGGAUAUCUAGGAAUGAGAACUGAAAGUGAGAGCUCUAUGCAUGGAUAUGAAAGAUAUGUUUCAGGGCAAUGCAAACAGUUAAAUGCCCUUGAAUGGAUGUUAGUUGAAUGGGACCAGCAUUUCAUCUGAUUACAUUUCUGAAAUUAAGGAUUUGGAAAAGGCUUUUGUAAAGAUGACCCAUUUACAUGCUGGACUCAGUCCAGAGACUAUCGAGAAAGCCCGUCUGGAGCUCAAUGAAAACCCAGAUGUUUUGCACCAGGAUAUCCAACAAGUCAGAGACAUGAUCAUCACUAGGCCUGACAUUGGAUUUUUACGUACAGAUGAUGCCUUCAUCUUGAGAUUUCUCCGAGCCAGAAAGUUUCACCAAACAGAUGCCUUCAGGUUACUGGCUCAAUACUUCCACUACCGUCAGUUGAAUCUGGAUAUGUUCAAAAAUUUCAAGGCUGAUGAUCCAGGGAUAAAGCGUGCCCUGAUUGAUGGAUUCCCGGGGGUGCUGGAAAACCGCGACCACUGUGGCAGGAAGAUUCUUCUGCUCUUUGCAGCCAACUGGGAUCAGAGUAGGAAUUCUUUCGUAGAUAUUUUACGAGCCAUUCUGCUGUCCUUAGAAGUUCUCAUUGAAGAUCAAGAACUUCAGAUAAAUGGCUUCAUUCUAAUUAUAGACUGGAGUAAUUUCUCCUUCAAGCAAGCCUCCAAACUGACACCUUCUAUCCUCCGACUGGCCAUUGAAGGGUUACAGGACAGCUUUCCUGCUCGCUUCGGGGGAGUCCAUUUUGUGAAUCAGCCUUGGUACAUCCAUGCCCUGUACACGCUCAUCAAGCCAUUCCUCAAAGACAAGACAAGGAAAAGGAUCUUUCUUCACGGUAACAAUUUGAACAGUCUUCACCAGCUUAUACACCCUGACUGCCUGCCCUCAGAGUUUGGAGGGACCCUUCCUCCUUACGACAUGGGCACAUGGGCUCGGACGUUACUUGGUCCAGACUACAGUGACGAGAAUGACUACACUCACACGUCCUACAAUACCAUGCACGUGACGCACUCAUCUUCCACCGUGGAGAGAGAAUGCUCACCCAAACUCAUGAAAAGGUCUCAGUCUGUGGUGGAACCUGGAACGUUGAAACAUGAAGAACAGCAUGAGAAUGAGAACACCCAGCCACUGCUGGCUCUAGACUGAGUCUGAAUUCAUCGUGAAACACAAAUGCAUCAUCAGACUUUCAUGGUGCAAAAAACCCAUGAAGCAAAAGACAGGUUUAAUACACGUCAACACACAUUCAGCUUGAAAGCCAAGCUCUCCAUCUUUGCAGAGCGAGUACAGAUCAUCACCAGCCAUAUGUCGAUGUGGCCAAAGCCAAAGAGGAGAUUCCUCAUGGCCCAGAGUUUUAAGCUAAUAAGUUUGAUUGUAAAAUAUAAUUUUACCCUUCCCCCUUUCUUUCAUGACAUAAGAGUAUUAAAAAUGGUUGACAUUUAGGGGGGCUACUUUUUGUGAUCACAUACUCAAGAUGCAUCAGUUGAGGUUUUCCAGUAUUCCUUAAGCAGGGUUUUUAAAAUAUCAGAGUGUAGGAAAGAAAGGAAAAUGAAGUGGAAGGCAUCUUGAAUGUAUUAUUGAAAUAACUCGCUUUGCAGUGCAUCGAUAGUGGUCAAGGGCCAUGGGCAAUCAGUUGCAACGUAUCUGGAGUGUACCAAGUUUGGGAAGACUUCAUUGCAUCUUAAUACAGUUUGCUUCAUUUUUCUCUACUUCCCAGCUUUCCCCUUUUCCAUAAAUAAAUAAAUAAUGCUAAGCAAUCACCAGCAGAAAUUUGUUCAGCUCUGCAGUAUGUGAUCUUAUCACCUUAGCUCUUUCCUGGGAUCACUUAUUUCAGUCCAGGGCAGGAGGAAUGAGACCAUUCUUAACUUUUGGAAGCCCUUGUAGCGAGUCUGCUCAAUGUGAUGAGCAGACUGGGAUGCAGACACAGGCAAUUUGGAAAGCAAUUGUUUAAGUUUAACAAUAUGGAUUGUCCUCUACUCCAUCCACCCUACAGGCAACUGCACUGGGUAGAAUAGAUGUGGUAGUGGCAGUAAAAGCAAAAAGGAGGUAUCAGAGCUUAAUGGAAAUACUAUUGGUGAUUAAUGUUCCACUUCAGGUUCUUUCAUUUAGGUCACUUCAACAAAUGAAAGCUCAGCAGAGCUGUUUAACCACCUUCUCUCCUGCAAUCAGCUAAAGGUAUAGCCAGAGGGCUUGGCUGACUGCAGAUACAGGCCAUGCUUAUAAUGAAAAGGGAAAACUUGCAAUGAAUUAUUCAAUAUGCCUCCAUUAGAAGGAACUGUGGGAAAAGAAAAGGAAAAAAAAACCGUAGAACUGAAAUGCCAAAGAUCAGUUUGCCAUUCCUUUGCUCUAUUUGCAGAAACAACAACACCCAUGCCUACGCUGAAAUGAACACAGGUAAAAAUAAUAAUAAAAGAAGAUUCCACUGUAACCAAAUGCUUCUUGCUGUGGCUUUAUUUUCUCAAAUAGCUGGAAACAUGUUAGUUGCAUUCUCAACUAGCUGGGAAUGUGUAGUCACAUUUUACAGCUGUAAGUAACAUCUAUUGACCAAACCUUAAUCAAACGUACAUUUAAGCCAUAAGCAGAAAGCAGUUAAUUUUCUUAAGGAUGGCUAUGUGACUUGUAGGUCAUGCUCAGAAGCAAAAUCAUUCAUUUUGCCAUACCCAUUUGUAAUGAAUCAAACCAUGAUGUGUUAAUUUCAUCUUUUCUUUGUAGGAGUAACUUUCAGGAACUGUUUAAAUCUAAUGUUUAGAGCUAAGGAUGUUGCUUGUAUAGAGCUGCUGCAGAGAUAAUUUAGCUAUAGUUUCUAUUGUCCCUGAUGGCCAAAUAAAUAUUGAACUUAGUCUCUCAUGUAUAAAUGAAGUUCUAUAAAACCAGUAACUCUUAAGCCAAGCCUUUGUCUUUUCUCGGUAAAACACAGGAUCUCCAGUUGUAUUACUUAUUCUGCAUUAUUGCUUAUGCUGCUUUAUUUGCUAACCCUUUGUCAUAGGGGUUAUAAAUUAAAGCUGAUGGUAAUUCAUAACAGAAAAGAAACAGAGUUUUUACCAAUGUAUCUGUCAUAGGAAAAAGUGUGUUGGCUUAAACUCUUACUUCUACUACCAUGGACUUUAUACCCUCUUGAAAUGAUGACCAAAUGCAUUGUAAAUCUUGAGAAAGGUUGCAAAGAAUAUUAAAAUCUUAGCUAAA
Molecule: messenger RNA, 3427 nt
Organism: Anolis carolinensis (green anole)
Lineage: Eukaryota; Metazoa; Chordata; Lepidosauria; Squamata; Anolidae
Gene: clvs1
Product: clavesin 1
Exons: 6
Coding region: 395-1393 (332 amino acids)
Biological process (GO): lysosome organization
Cellular component (GO): trans-Golgi network; endosome; clathrin-coated vesicle
Molecular function (GO): phosphatidylinositol bisphosphate binding
Source: RefSeq, a predicted model, not a curated record